Cherax quadricarinatus is the source of this 1768-nucleotide messenger RNA. Lineage: Eukaryota; Metazoa; Arthropoda; Malacostraca; Decapoda; Parastacidae. The record is from RefSeq and is a predicted model, not a curated record.
AUGGGGGGUGGGAGUGGGCACGUCAAAUAUCCACACCAUGAGUGGGGGCUCUAUAUCCACAACCAUGAGGUUUACACCAACAACCACAACUGUUCAUCACAACAGUGGCAGGACACACACGAGCGCCGCAGCUUUGCCACCUACCUCAGUGCUGCUGGCUACAGAACAGGUUACUUCGGCAAGUACCUCAACAAGUACAAUGGCUCGCACAUCCCAGCUGGCUGGCAGGAGUGGUCUGGCCUCAUCAAGAACUCCCGCUACUACAAUUAUACUGUUCAGCGCAAUGGCCACUUCAUCAAGUAUGGUGACCAUUAUCCGAAGGAUUAUUACCCACAUGUGAUCACCAACGAGGGCAUCCAGUUUCUGGAGAAGAACAAGGCCCAGGACUCACCUCCACCCAUGCUGCUGGUGCUGAGCUACCCAGCACCUCAUGGGCCAGAAGAUUCUGCCCCCGAGCAUGCCCAUCGCUUCUUCAAUGCCAGCGACCAUAAGUCAGUAACCAUAGCUUGUGUUAUACUCAUAAUGUAUAUUAUUAUUAUAAUCAAGGGGAAGCGCUAAACCUGUAGGAUUAUACAGCACCUGGGGGGGAUAUGGAAGGCAUUCAGGCUUAAUUUGGGGAACUGGAGCAGAGAUCCAAUUCCCUAAAUCAAGAGCCCCUCACCAACAUCAAGGAACCUUCCUUGAGGGAUCAUAAUGUAUAAUAAUUUAAUUAUUCAUUCUUGAUAAUCAUAUACAGUGGUACUUCGAAUUUCGGCCUUAAUUCAUUCCAGAAGACUGUUCGAGUGCCGUUACUGAACGAAUUUGUUCAUAUAAGGAAUAUUGUAAAUUAGAUUAAUUCGUUUCAGACCCCAAAAGCACACUUACAAAAUCACUUACAUAAAUACACUUACAUAAUUGUUCGAGUUUUGACCUGUUCGUAUUCCGAGGUACCACUGCACUUUAUUAAUUUAUAACAGAUACAGUAACUGCUGUGCACUAUUGAGACAUCUGAGGUGCUUUCAAAAUGUUUUCUGGCCUGUUGUGAAAAAAUCUAUAGGCUUACAUUGAUCCCAACACCUUUAGAAGUUAUGCACUGAUCCCGGUACCUCGGCCACUUAUUUUAUUUUAUUAUUAACACACUGGCCGAUUCCCACCAAGGCAGGGUGGCCCGAAAAAGAAAAACUUUCACCAUCAUUCACUCCAUCACUGCCGUGCCAGAAGGGUGAUUAACACUACAGUUUUUAACACUUCUUAACAUUUCUGGAACUCAUUUUGUAGCGGUGUCUAGCACAACCUGUGAGUCUGCUUGAACCUUCUCCAUACUGUCCAUGUGGUGACUCGGCAACCAACAUUUGCCGAAGCUUUUUGUGACUUUUGCUUUUCAUUUUACCAAGCUUGAAGCAGAACUGUAUACACGUGCUGUUCUCUCUUUUAAAGAUUUCGUUCUGUUACACAGAAAAUCAAAACAGUGUGUUGACAUGACGAUAAUGCUGGUCCAGCCUUAGCAGAAUGACCGACCUCACUGCAACUCACCGUGCUAGUUCAUAAAGGAGUUUAUUGCAUAAUGUGAUCUAUGCUGCCACCUUACGUCUCCCAAGAACAUGCAAAAAUUUGAGUCCAGGAACUUUCUGAAAGCACCUCAUAUAACUGAAUAAGUGAUCUCAUAGAUUAACCCUUUGAGGGUCGACAGGCCCUCUCCGAAACUCGUUCUCAGGGUCGGCCAAAUUUAAAAAAAAAAAAAAAUUAUUUUCUCUUAUGAAAAGAUAGAGAAUCUUUUCCCAAUCAUAAA